UCAAGUUUUAUUGUGUCCCCAAACAAAUUCAACAUAACUUGUCAAUGGACUGAUUUUACGACAAACGUUAUCUUUCUUCGUCAAACACAAAUAUAUCCUUCUGCCAGUGGCGAGCAUAGUCGAUUUUACAAUGUUUUACAAGUAAAAAAUCCUGCAAGUGAAUGUCACGUCCAGACAUCCUUACCUGUAGCGUGCGUCUGUAUCAAAUCUUCUGCGGCUAGUUGUAUUAUAAAUAAUUCGCUGGAAGAGCAUAUUAUUGUACAAUGGAAGUGUGCAAUAGUCUUAAACGAGACAUUGACGGAAAGCAACAUAACAACUCUAACAAAAUACAAACCUGCAAAAAUAACAACAUUUCAAGUAAAUGCAUUUCAAGGAGUGUCCAAUGUGACAUUAAAAGAAAACAGCACUGCGAUGCUGACCUGUAUUUCUGAAGGUUUUCCUAUACCGGAAAUAGGUCUUAUCAAGGGCGAAACAUUAGCGAUAGGAGUUUCUAUUGUUCAGUCAGAGAUAAGCAUAAAAGGUCAACUUAACAAAACGUUUAUCAACGUUAACCGCCAAAUGACUGGCAAAUAUACCUGUGUUGCUUCCAACAUACACGGGCAAAGUGAACAAAGCCUUUAUUUGAAUAUAUUAUACCCUCCAUCUGUUAUUCGCACUGAAAAUGUGUACAUUACGGAAGGAGAAAGUAUCAACAUAACAUGCAAAUAUGAACCUGGUAAUCCACCCGAGACGGCAGUGCAGUGGAUAAAAGCAGGCGUUAUAUAUUCAAACAAAACAUUACUGUAUCAGAGAGUAGCCAGAACUGAUGCUGGUAUCUACACUUGCAUUGCGGCAAACACAUACGACAACGGACAUACCAACUUCACGGGAGUCGAUUAUCAGCGGUUUAUCCUGCACGUUUUAUAUCAACCAAUAGUUCAGAGAUUCAGUUUAGAACAAUUUGACGAUAAUUUAAACGUAACAGUAUCAGAAAACGACAAUGUCGUAUUUAACUGUGUCGCUGAAGGAUUUCCUUCGCCAGACAUGCGGCUAUUGAAAGAUAGCGUAAAACUUGCCGAAUUCAACGGUAAAAGUCAAGGAAACACUACAACUCGACUUUGGCAUGAAAUGCCUUCCGUGGGUAGGCAUGAUAUGGGACAAUAUACAUGUGAGGCAUCAAAUACGAUUGGAUUAGGCGGAAAGAAGAUGUUUUUUAAUGUAUUGUUUCCAGCAAGCAGAAAAAUACCUAUUCAAGACGUUUCAAACAAUAGAAAUGAAGCAAAUAUUUAUCUCGGUGGAGAAAUAACAUUUUCGUUUUCAGCAUUGGCAAAUCCACUUCCGACAAGUGCUGAAUAUGUUUGGCAUAAAUGCAGUGACACCAAUAUAUGUACUGAAAUCGCCAACAGUUCCCGUUCUUAUAUAGAGACGUAUAGAGAUUUUAGCAACCUAACGGUAGUCAAUAUAACGGAGUCAGAUUAUGGGAUGUACAUUUUGCAAGUGGGAAAUGGAAUAGGAAAGCCUCAUACGGAAGUUUACUUUUUGAAGCGUCUAUCGUCUUUUCCCACAAAGCCAAUCACCAGCGUGUCACAUAUUGGACUUAUAUCAGCAGGAUUAAGUGUAGUCUUUAUUUUAGUAGUUAUAUUUGUUGUUGCCUGUGUGCACCGACAUUUAAGACGACGGAAAACAAUAGGAAAAAACGUCGGAUAUCUGUUUGUUGUUCCAUCAACCCCUUACUACAACGACACUACUGCGCAACCUCCUUUAGUGCCCUUGGAUCGGUUAGAUGUUCAAGGCGAGGCUAUUGCUCUGUCUUCUUCAUUGCCUGCAGAAAAUGUGGAUGUUCAUAGCGAGAUUUACAGUGAAAUUGAUCCACAGCAAGUCGAAGAUAUUAUAUCUAGAGAUGACAGAGCUACAAACGAGGCGCAGCUAAUGGCAGAACAAAUUCGAUAUAAGGGUUUGGGUCCUCCGGAACAGGGUGAUGAGCCGCAGUACAUUUAUGGUCGUUGUGGCCGCUGACUGAUAUUUCAAUAAUACAUUUUGAAAGACUGUGAAUGUACACAAGAUGCAUUUCAAUAUACAUAAUAUUGAACUAAAAACAGUGCCAUCGCAUGCGGCGUUAAACACAGCGUAUCACAAUACAACAUUUAUAGAACGCAGCAAUUGAAACAUAGAAACAAUACAGAGGAAGACAAGGAAGCAAAAGCCAACUACGGACCAGAUAUUGCAUUCCUUAAUAGUCCGUUGCAUCACGACAUACAUUGUGGUUAGAUAUAUUCAUCAGAGAUCGAGAUUUAUAAUUAACAACCGUAAUGAUACAUGGUAAUCUAGCAUUUAAAGAACUCUUGAAUUGAAAUUUGUUUUUGCUUUCUAGUUUAGAUUGUCAACUGUAUAUUGGUUUUGAUCGAAGUAUCUUAUGCAUUGUUAGCUUUAUGAUGCACGUAAUAUAUUUAAAUAAUUACAUGUAUUUUUGCUUCGGAUUGCUCUUUCUAUGAUGGGUUAAUAGGGACAUGUGAGUGUAUAUAGUGUACGUUUAAUUAAGUGAUAUAAUAUAAUAAGUGUAGUUCAAUACUUCAAUCUUACUUCAUACAUCACACGCGAUGAAGUCACGUAAAAUAACAAACAAAAUAAAUAAAUUUGCGGCCAUACGCAUAACAAAGUUUAGAACACACAUUUUGUAUCAACUGCAUGAUUAUUUAUCAACUCGUUUGAGAAUCAAACUACUUUGAGUUGUAUCGUUAUUAAUCGGUCAAUAGCAACAACUAUUUUUCGAUCGGAUGUGUUGCGUGGACAUUUAAACAAUCGUAAACGAUUUUACAAAAACCUUAAAAAAAUCCAAUAAGUUAUAUAUUUUUGACGAUGCUGCUUCAGCGAAGCAGCUCGUCUAAGUUAUCAUACCAUGAACAAAUUCUUCUCAAUGGCGACCUAUGUAAAAGACCGAGCCAGUCCGAUUGAGUUUGCUAAAUUUUCUCAACCGGCAUGCCUCAUUGAUAAAGGUUAAGGCAACUUGGUUCCCUUCCUUUUUCAAAUUUAUCGAGAGGUUCGGGACAGGAACCAGACACGAAACUGUCAGGUGGCACGUCAGACGCUGUGACGCUGGGAAAACUCCUAAUGUAGUUAUUUUUAGAUUUGAUUGAGAAUGUAACCCGCUUCCCAGUUUUGCUGAAUGGGUCAAGUUCCCCACGGGUACAACUUCCCCGUACCCCUAUAUGUUGUUCGUACCCAAAAUUUUGCGUACCCAUUUUUUUUUCGUACAAUUUUUAUUUGCAUACCCAUAUUUUUUCGUAUUCAAAUUUUGUUUCGGACCAAAAAAAUUCUUACCCAAAUUUUUUUUCGUACCCAAUUUGUUUUUGUACCCACAUUGUUUUCGUACCAAAAUUAUUUGUCAUACCCAAAUUUUUGGCCGUACCCAAAUUGUUUCGUACCCAAAUAUUUUUCCCUACCCAAUUGUUUUUUCGUACCCUCAUUUUUUUCAUACCCACUUUUUUUCCGUACCCAAAUUUUUUUUGCUGUUUUUUUCGUGCACGACAUUUUCGUACCCAAUUUUUUUCGUACCCACAUACACAAUUGUGGUGAUGUAGAUAAACUUCAAAAGCAUCGUCACAGCAGUAUUUUCAGUACUUUGAUUUAUAGUAUUGUACACUUUUGGGCAGCACAUAGUGACAACAGCAAAGUUACAAAUGUAAUCGUUAACUGUUAGUAGUGUUGUUAAUAUUCAUGUCACCACGACCACGACUUAACAUUAAACAAUACUAUUCAUUCACAAGAUAGACCUUACAAGAGUAUUGAAGUAGACAUAAUGAAAACGAAUUAAGGUAAAACAAUAUACGCUUUAUAACCCCUUUUGCAAUCGUAAACAAACAAGGAACAUAUUUCUUUGGAAUGCAUGAGUCAUGUGCGAAAGGGGUAAACCUUAACCGUCUGACAUCUAACAUUUCGUGAUAACACGUCCACAUGAAAAUGAACUCAGCAAAUGUGCUUCUUGUGUGUAUUGCAAUAUUUUCAAUUGGUUCGAGACAGUCAAGCGCAAUUCCCCUUAAUUGCACUGUAACCUCACACCAGGAGAUUUACGUCGAAGUGCAAACAAACGGAACAGUUACAUGCGAGAUUUCUCGUCGGGCAUCCAAGAUAAUAAUAGAAGUAGUACAAUGCAUUAAUAACUUAACAGACUGUAUUCUUGAUCCAGGUAUUUUGAUUGAAAAGCAUGACGCUCAUCGUACAUCGACAGUAACUAUUCUGAGUAUCCGGAAUCAUUCAGAAGACCUGCUUGUGUCAUGCUUCGAUCCGUAUAUUAAGGCUCCAUCCACUCACCUAGCGCUUCCUUAUGACUGUUUGCUACUGAACCAUACAUAUUCAGAUGGUGUUACCGAAACGACAAAUGUUGAAGGACAAAGUAACAACUAUAAAGCCGGAAUUUUAAUUGGAUCAGUAACUGGCGUCGUUAUAUUAGCUGUUAUUUGUGUGGUACUAUGGUUAAACCGACGAUAUAUACCUUUAUUUGAAGAAUCAAAAUUAGCAAAGUUCCGUCAACCGCGGAAACAAAAUGAAAUGCAGAGCCAGAGCGGAAAUUAUUGUGGUAACGGUAACCCAUCUACAGAAUUAAAGCCGCUUGUACCACUAUCCGGCCAGAAAGAAGGACAGGUUGAUUCUGUACACGUAGUGGUGAACGAUCCAACUGGAACAAAUGGUAUGAAGGACUUUUUAAUUUUACACGCGGAGGACGAUGCAGUAUUAGCCAGGGAGGUGAAAGACAAGAUAGACGGUGUGUGUGGCGUUAAUAUCCGGCCAUUAGUAGACGUGUUUGCCGAUGUCGGUUUUAAUCAUGGGCAAUUAUCAUGCCUUGAUCAAAUGAUGAAUGAGUACAGAUGUGUAAUCUUUGUCAUCACUCCAAACUUCAAACUAGACAAGAUACAUUUGUAUCAAGGUGAAACUACAUUAGUGAUGGAUUUGAUGGAUUUAAGACAUGACCAACAACAUCGAUUUGUGCCACUUUUAUGCAACAUUAAGAGAAAAGACCUGAAAGUAGGUUGGCUUUCGACAUUGAUACCUUUAUACUAUACAGACAGUGGUAUGCAGCAAGUUAAGCGUUUGAUAGAAAACAUUCGAAAAUUGGAACUUUAAAUAAUUUAAAACACAUAUACCUUGAACUCCAAUCAAACAAAUACACAUGCUAAUUAUUUAAGUUUAAAUGUAAGGUGACUGACUUUAGUUUUGUCAAGUUAUAUAUAUAUAUAUAUUAAGUUCCUAUAUUAGGUAUCUAAGGCUCUGUUCACACUAUGCAUGAAUGCAAUGAAAAUUUGUGACCGUCUUUCAGUUCCUUUUUAACUCAAGUGCCAGAUCAAGCACAAUAAAGUCACUAUUUGUGAUAUGCAAGUAUAGCGUCGCCGAUUGUUUUUCAACAAGUUUUGAAAAAUAAACAAGUCCUGGUGCUUUUGCGGACAUUAAUAUUCGUCGAUACAAUAUUAUUAUAUGUUGUUGUUUUAAAUGUUUUGCACCUUUCCACAAUUGUAAAUAAAAUCAAAUACAAUGCUCACCAGUCAUAUCACGUCUUGGUUGGUACGAAUCAAAUAAUUUAAUAACUUUCCUGAAAACGUGGUUUAGUUUUUGUGAAUGUUCUUAGUUCUCGCGGUAAAAUGUGUAAUUUUGCUGAAUAAAAAAUAAUACUUUAUAAAAGCUGGUGAUGAGUUGAUAAAAGCCGUGGCAAAAACAUAA
Dreissena polymorpha is the source of this 5688-nucleotide messenger RNA. RefSeq names its product hemicentin-1-like. NCBI's taxonomy places the organism in Eukaryota, Metazoa, Mollusca, Bivalvia, Myida, Dreissenidae. Gene Ontology annotation, molecular function: cell adhesion molecule binding. The transcript is spliced from 16 exons. Gene Ontology annotation, biological process: cell-cell adhesion. The record is from RefSeq and is a predicted model, not a curated record. The coding region runs from base 412 to 1995 and encodes 527 amino acids. Gene Ontology annotation, cellular component: cell-cell junction.